UUUCACAUCCACCUUCCAAACGGAGGAACCAGAGAAGGCGGACGGCAAAAUAAACUGUACUGAAACAAAUUCCGUUAUCUAUUCCGUCACUUUCUCCUCUCGCCCCCUCCCUUAAAGUUUCCGCCUCCAUUUCUUCCUCAGCUCCGCGCUUCAAAUUCCGCUCUCUACCUCUCUUCAUCGGUUGAGAUGAAGUGUUGAGUUUCAGAAUCUAAGUGUAGAACUUGUUGAUGAAUAUUUGUGCUCUCUCACAUAGGACUAAUGGAUAUUGCUUGUAGUCUAUCUCGGUCAAAUGCCUUUCAUGGAGGUGAAGUUACUGGUUGCAAGGCACUGGAAAGAUUGAACUCGGUGACGAGUUUGAAACAUAGACAUUUACACUGCAAACUUUUUGGAGAUUUAAGAACUUUUUCAAAUGCAAAAUCACCAGAUAAAUUCAAGAAAAACAUUUCAUAUAGCUUGCGUUCUGCCCGUCUGAGAAGUCGCAAUGAAGGCAAUUUCCGGCCGUGGUGUUACAGCUCUAAUGGUUCCUCCUUUUAUGACUCUGGCAAUAAUCUCAAAAUUUCGAAGCAGGUAGGUCUUCCACGGUGUCAGGGAAAUGAGUCAGUAGCUUAUAUAAGUGGAAAUGGCAGAGAUGUGGAAGCCAUCGAGACUGGUGGCAAGGAGGUUAACCUUGAAUCUAAUUCAUCGGAGGAAAGAUCAGGGGAGGAAGGAGGAGAUGAGGUUCCUAGUUUAGAGGAGUUGAGGGAGUCGCUGCAGAAGGCAUUGAAAGAUUUGGAAGUUGCAAGGCUAAACAGUACAAUGUUUGAGGAAAAGGCUCAGAAGAUAUCAGAAGCUGCUAUAGCAUUAAAAGAUGAUGCUACUAAUGCUUGGGACAAUGUAAAUAAUGCUCUUGGUGAUAUCCAAGAGAUUGUAAAUGAAGAGGCUAUUGCCAUAGAAGGUGUUCAGAAAGCAACAAUGGCCCUUUCUUUGGCUGAGGCAAGACUCCAAGUGGCUCUUGAUUCACUGAAAGUUUCGAAAGAAAAGAAUGGGUCUCAGAAAGCUUGUGACGCAAGUGAUCUUGAGUAUGAAAGUGGCGGAGAAGAGUCAAGUGAAGAGGAAGCACUAUUGGCUGCUCAGCAGGAGAUAGAAGAAUGUCAAGAUUGUUUAGCAAAUUGUGAGGCUGAGCUCAGAAGGGUGCAAAGCAGAAAAGAAGAAUUGCAAAAGGAAUUGGAGAGGUUGAAUGUAGUUGCAGAGCAAGCACAAAUUAAUGCUUCUAAAGCAGAGGAAGAUGUGGCAAACAUAAUGCUUCUAGCAGAGAAAGCUGUAGCUUACGAACUUGAAGCUGCGCAGCGUGCUGAUGAUGCUGAGAUUGCAUUACAGAGGGCAGAAAAGAACCUUGCUGUUUUGAUCGAUAAUUUAGAUUCUGCAGUCGAGGGAACUGUUGCUGAAGAGGUGUCUCAAGGAAGUUCUGCAGAUGGUGUUGUUGAGGAACACCAGAAAUUGGCGGCUGAGGUUGCUGAGUUACCUGAACCUUUGUGGGAUACAAAUAUGGAGGAACCAAGUUUGUCGGAUGAGAGUGACAAGGAGAAUGGAAAGUUAACUGUGGAGUUAUUGAAGGAGACUGAAGUAGAUGCAGAGAAGUUAAAAACUUUUCAAAGUAAGAUACAGGAAAUGCAGAAGGAAUCAACAAGGGACAGUUCAUCUUUUACUUCUCCCAAAACAUUAGUGAAGAAAUCAUCUCGGUUCUUUUCUGCUUCUUUCUUCUCCUUCACUGCAGAUGGGGAAGAGUUCACACCAGCUUCAGUUUUUCAUGGUCUUCUGGAGUCUGCCAGAAAUCAAUUGCCGAAGCUGGUCUUGGGUUCGCUACUUGUAGGAGCAGGAGUUGCCUUUUAUGUCAAACGCCGUGAAAGGAUUGGUCAGCUAUUUCAACAGCCGGACAUCAUCACCACUAGUUUUGACGAAGUAUCAACUACGGCAAAACCUUUGGUCAGACAAAUAAGAAAACUUCCUGCUAAAAUGAAGAAACUAAUGGAGAUUCUUCCUCAUCAAGAGAUAACCGAGGAGGAAGCUUCCCUCUUUGAUAUGUUGUGGUUACUACUUGCAAGUGUCAUAUUUGUGCCUACUUUCCAAAAGAUUCCUGGAGGCAGUCCCGUUCUCGGAUAUUUGGCUGCUGGGAUCUUAAUUGGACCUUAUGGUCUCUCAAUUAUUCGCAAUGUACACGCAACUAAGGCAAUUGCUGAAUUUGGGGUUGUCUUCUUGCUAUUCAAUAUCGGCCUUGAGCUCUCUGUUGAACGACUAAGUUCCAUGAAGAAAUAUGUUUUUGGAUUGGGCUCUGCUCAGGUCUUGGUGACAGCUGUGGUUGUUGGCUUGCUUGCUCGCUAUGCUGCUGGGAUAGCUGGGCCUGCUGCAAUUGUCAUAGGGAACGGCCUUGCACUAUCUUCAACUGCUGUUGUCCUCCAGGUACUGCAGGAGCGUGGUGAGAGCACAUCACGUCACGGGCGAGCUACAUUUUCCGUAUUACUCUUCCAGGAUUUGGCGGUGGUGGUUUUGCUUAUACUAAUACCCCUUAUUUCACCUAGUUCGUCCAAAGGAGGGGUGGGUUUCCAGGCCAUUGCCGAAGCUCUUGGAUUGGCUGCUGUGAAGGCAGUUGUUGCUAUCUCAGCCAUAAUUGCAGGAGGACGCUUGCUGCUUCGCCCAAUUUAUAAGCAAAUUGCUGAGAAUCAAAAUGCAGAAAUAUUUUCUGCUAAUACUCUUCUCGUUAUCUUAGGGACUAGUCUUCUAACUGCCAGGGCUGGCCUUUCCAUGGCUUUAGGAGCAUUUUUGGCUGGCUUGCUUCUAGCGGAAACCGAAUUCUCAUUACAGGUUGAAUCUGAUAUUGCUCCAUACCGUGGCCUUCUGUUGGGUCUCUUCUUCAUGACGGUUGGAAUGUCCAUUGAUCCAAAACUUCUAGCUUCAAACUUCCCAGUUAUUACAGGAACAUUAGGGCUUCUAAUUGCUGGAAAAACGAUCUUGGUUGCUCUUGUUGGUAGACUUUUUGGUGUUUCCGUGGUUUCAGCUAUAAGAGUUGGUCUUCUACUUGCACCGGGUGGAGAAUUUGCUUUUGUAGCUUUUGGUGAAGCUGUUAACCAGGGUAUAAUGUCCUCGCAAUUGUCAUCGCUACUCUUUCUUGUGGUCGGAAUUUCGAUGGCUCUCACUCCAUGGCUAGCUGCUGGAGGACAACUGAUAGCAUCUCGGUUUGAGCUGCACGAUGUUCGAAGUCUAUUACCUGUUGAAAGUGAGACGGAUGAUUUGCAAGAUCAUAUAAUUAUAUGUGGUUUUGGACGUGUUGGCCAGAUCAUUGCCCAGCUUCUCUCUGAACGACUGAUACCAUUUGUUGCACUUGAUGUCAGGAGUGAUCGAGUUGCAAUUGGACGGGCACUUGACCUUCCUGUGUACUUUGGUGAUGCUGGUAGUCGAGAGGUCCUCCAUAAAGUUGGUGCUGAAAGAGCAUGUGCAGCAGCAAUAACUUUAGAUAGUCCUGGAGCUAAUUACAGAACAGUUUGGGCUUUGAGCAAGUAUUUUCCCAAUGUCAAAACAUUUGUUCGCGCUCAUGAUGUUGAUCAUGGCCUCAAUUUAGAGAAAGCUGGGGCAACAGCGGUUGUCCCUGAGACUUUGGAGCCCAGUUUGCAAUUAGCAGCUGCUGUCCUUGCACAAGCUAAAUUGCCCAUGUCAGAGAUAGCAGCUACAAUUAAUGAGUUCAGAUCCCGCCACCUCUCCGAGCUUACCGAGCUUUGUGAAACCAGUGGAAGCUCCCUUGGUUAUGGGUUUUCUCGAAUGAUGACUAAACCUAAGUCUCAGCCUUCGGACCCUUCAGAUGACAGCCAAUUGUCCGAGGGACCACUGGCAAUCUGACUCUUCACCCACCAUAGAAACAAAGAGUAGGAAGGAGGGGUUUUGUAAUUUUCCCCUUGAAAUGGGAGAAAAAGAUGAAGAUUGUAUAGCAUUUUUACCCCAUUGGUAAAAGAAUUGUACAGAAAUACAGCAGCUGCAGGACACUGAAAAGGGUCAUGGAAGAAUGACGAGUAUUGCAUUCUUUUGUUCAAUAAGUUUUUGUGGUAGAACCCUUUCCAUAUGUCUAACGGGGACUCUGUUUUACUUUUCUUUAAGAAUCAGGUAGUUGAGAUUUUGAAAAGCUGUUGCAUUUGCUGAAUUUAUUUUUGCGCACUUGCAUGUGCAGUAAUUCUCUCAACAACUGAAGAGAAAUCUUGUCAAUACUCGUCGCCAAACAUUAUAAACGAGAUAGUCAAAAGGUAAUAUAGUAUUCUGUCC
Molecule: messenger RNA, 4284 nt
Organism: Sesamum indicum (sesame)
Lineage: Eukaryota; Viridiplantae; Streptophyta; Magnoliopsida; Lamiales; Pedaliaceae
Gene: KEA2
Product: K+ efflux antiporter 2
Biological process (GO): potassium ion transport; proton transmembrane transport
Cellular component (GO): membrane; chloroplast
Molecular function (GO): potassium:proton antiporter activity
Source: RefSeq, a predicted model, not a curated record